This is a messenger RNA of Cryptomeria japonica (Japanese cedar), 1556 nucleotides long. Its product is annotated as single-stranded DNA-binding protein WHY1, chloroplastic. Gene Ontology annotation, biological process: defense response; regulation of DNA-templated transcription. NCBI's taxonomy places the organism in Eukaryota, Viridiplantae, Streptophyta, Pinopsida, Cupressales, Cupressaceae. The transcript has 9 exons. Bases 156 to 917 code for a protein of 253 amino acids. The record is from RefSeq and is a predicted model, not a curated record. Gene Ontology annotation, molecular function: single-stranded DNA binding.
AUUCCAAACUAGGUAUCCUUAACAAUUUUUUCAUAUUCUCAUACUACUCUUUCCAUAAUUACAGGUCUUAAAACUCCUUGCAUGGGACCGCUUUCUAAGUAAUAUAUUACAGAGGCUGUCAUAGCAGAAGAGCAGAUUAAAUAGUCUAAGAAAAGAUGGGAAUGGCGAGCUUUGCUAUUUCGAGAGCCACUACUUUCGCCCGUUUGCCUCCUGCGCUGUGCUUCAAUUGCAGGGUCAGGGGAUUAGUUUUGAAGGCCCCCAAGUCCAAGGUUUUUGUAAAUGCCACUUACAACGAUUCUUCAUUUCAACCGCUUGACUAUGGGGCAACAAAUACAGCGCGCUCCUCUCUUGUUAAUCAGCCGGGCCAGGAUGGAAAAGUUUAUGUCAGUCAUGCAUUCUUCAAGGGUAAAGCGGGUCUUAUCUUGCAGCCCAAAGCACCUGAAUUCAGUGCAUUGGAUACGGGAGGAAUUAAGCUUUCAAAGGCAGGUGUUGUAUUUAUUGUCUUUGUUCCUGCUAUUGGUACUCGUCAAUAUGAUUGGAGUAAAAAGCAGGUAUUUGCCUUAUCAGUCGUUGAACUUGGAACACUGCUAAGUUUAGAUUCAAAUGAAUCAUGCGAAUUCUUCCAUGACCCUUCUAUGGGGACAAGUGAAGAGGGGAAGGUAAGGAAAAUUUUGAAGGUCAGUCCACUGCAAGAUAGGGGAGGAUACAGCUUCAUCCUAAGUGUUUCAAACAGAAAUUUGAAUGUUGAUGAUAAUCUCUAUGUACCUAUUACAAAAGGUGAAUUUGCGGUGAUGCGGUCAGCCUUUAAUUUUAUCUUGCCUCAUCUCAUGGGCUGGCAUGCAUUUGCGAACUCUCCAAAGCCUGACCAGUCUGCAUUUUCUGUCUGGCAGUAUCCAGAGCAAGAUCCGCCAUUUUGAUGCCCAUGUUAUGAACUGUUCAUUGGAAGCUGAUAAGUAGCUAACAAGCAAGAAUUCAAGGGCUGUUGCAAAAAGGCACCUAUCUACGGAACUUAUGUUCUUUGAAUUCUUUAUGCUUCUAUCACAUGGACACAAGAAUGGGUUCGAAGAUUAGUAUCACCUAAAGUACAGCAAAGGUUGAUGUUAGCCUGACCAACUUCAGUGAAACAAGCUAAGAUUUUUUCCUGCUUAUGGGGAAAUUUAUGCUCAGAUUCUGUACUCCAGGCAUUGACAUCGUCCUCCACAAUUUUGUAGAUUUCUGUGUUGGAUGAAUAAUGAUUUAAGAGUUUAAAAAUAGGCGACGGAGCUCUCUUUUGAUAAAACAUAUCCCCAUCACCAAUCAUAAUGUGCAAUAUAUUUAGCGGAAACAGUGUUAUUGAAAAUCAAUUGUUAUUUUUGAUGGAAGAAAUCACUAGCCUCCAUGUUUUAGGUAAAUAUUGAUUAUAGCUACAGAUGCAAAAAUGUUAAAAUUGCUCAAACAAUAAAACCGAGAUAAAUUAAAAACUGUAGACUAUUAAAACCUACCCUGUAACGACACAACCAUUAUUUUGGUGUUAGAUUAAAAUUUAUCCUGCAGCCUCCUAAUGCAUUUCAGACUAA